AUGACGGACAAUAUUCCUUUACAACCAGUAAGACACAAAAAAAGACACGACAAUAAAAACAGGAAUGGGUAAGAACAAAAAAAACGUUUACACAGUAAGUAGAAAUGACAACAACGAUAUGAGGCGGAUGUUAGGCUGUUAUUUAGCUCGUUGGCUAAUAACAGAAUGAAUUGUUUACAAAACCGCGGACGAAUAUAUUCGCUACAUUGUAACCGUUCAUUCUAAACGUUAACGAUAAAUGGCCUUUUUCAUAACGAAUUUACGGGAUUUGCCUUGGUUGUGGAAAUAAAUGUGUAAUCGAAAAUGAGUCAUUCAUUGUAGCGAAAGGGAUGACUGACAUCCUUGUUCCGGGUGCUGUCUGUCCUGUCGGUGCUAGUAGGCCUAACGUUACACUAUUAAUCGUCUUGUUUGUUUAGUAUCUGGACUAGAUAGGCCUAUAGGACGGCAAAACAACACCCCAAUCAUUAUGCCUAAAAAAAUAAGGUGGGGUAAGGUAGCAUGGCUGACAGGCAUUCGUUGUGUCAUAGUCCCGUGUAGCUUAGUUGGUAGAGCAUGGCGCUUGCAACGCCAGGGUUGUGGGUUCGAUUCCCACGGGGGGCCAGUAUGAAAAAAUAAAAUGUAUGCACUCUGGACAAGAGCGUCUGCUAAAUGAUUAAAAUGCAAUUGCGUUGACCCAGCCCCAGACAGGGCAGGCCUUAUGAGAAUUGGGGGACAGCUAGUGCUUGACUUGGACAGGAUCUCACCGGAGUUGAGUACCGGCACCUCAGAAUAUUUGUUAAGUAUUGUGGAGCUCCUCCACCUAAAUAUAAACAGUAUACCGGCACCCAAAUUGAGUACCGGCACAUAUUUCAUAUUGCUGAUAUCAUAUGCAAUGAUAAUAUUGCGUCAUAGAAUUGCACCAAUUGUAAAGCCUAAUGUCUCAUGUCCACCAGAUGCAUCAAACUCUUUGUGUUCCGGUGGAAGUCAUUCAUUGUCAAUGGAGCAGUCCGCAAUGCUACGUUGGGGGUUGCGUUGCUUUACGGUGCGGUGGUACAAACGGAAGUACACACAGAAUCCAACUAGGUGGCUUUUAGCUACUUGAAAAGCGAAGCAAGUGCUUCAAGUACUGAAAAUGCAGGGUAGACAUCUGGCAAAACAAAACGCAUAUGCAUCUGUCAUAAUACAGGCUACACAAGACUAGCCUGCACACAUGUCUGGGCAUCCCCUUAUGUACCCAUCAUCCCCUCAGACAGGAAAAGUCAAUCUCAGAGAUGGUGCUUGUCAGAGCAUUUCAAUUUUAGGAUUGAAAUAAAUUGCAAAUGAGUAGGUUUAAGAUAUGCAACAAAAUAUAUACAGUCAGGCCCCAAAUUAUUGGCUCCCUUAAAGAUGAGCAAAAAAUACUGUAUAAAAUAAAUAUUUCAAAUACUGAGUUAUAUUGUAUGUUCCAAAAAAUGGGAAAAUUCUAUUUUAUACUAAUAUAAUUGCUCAGAGAAAGAGAUUUUGUUUAACAAGCAAUACUUUUUUUCUAAAAAAGAUAGGGGUCAAAAUGAUUGGCACCCCUGUUUCCAAUACCUUUCAAUACCUCACCUUGCGAGGAUAAUGGCACUGAGCCUUUGUCUGAAAUGUUUUAUGAGAUUGGAGAACACAUUGGGAGGGAUCUUAGACCGUUCCUCCAUACACAAUCUUUCCGGAUACUUGAUAUCCUUCGUCUGCGCUUAUAGACUUGCCUCUUCAAUUCAAACCACAGGUUUUCAAUGGGGUUCAAGUCUGGAGACUGAGAUCGCCAUUGCAAAAUGUUGAUUUUGUGGUCAAUUACCCAUUUCUUUGUGGAUUUUGAUGUGUGCGUGGGGUUAUUGUCUUGCUGGAAGAUCCACUUGCGGACACGUUUCAGCACCCUAGCAGAGGCAACCAGGUUUUUGGCUAAAAUUACCUUAAGAAGGGCCCCAGGACCAGUGGAAGCAAAAUAGCCCCAUAUCAAAGAUCCACCACCAUAUUUUACAGUAGGUAUGGGGUUAUUUUCUGCUCAUGCAUCCUUCUACUGAAAAAUCAGAAUAAAACAAGUAUAUUAAUAUUUGUUUUUGUAUAAUAUUUUUUAGAAAAAAUGUGUAGUGCACUGGGCCUUUACUAGUCCUGUAUUAGCGGACCAAUAUAGCCGUCCGUAGCGCGGGUAAAAAAAAAUUCUGCAUCGCCCAAACUACUUCCCGCAGUUAUGUCCACAGUCAAUCCGCAGUCAAGUAUUCAUUAUCCAGGUAUUCAGUCCCUACAAUAUGUGUAGAAUAUGUGAUCUGUAAAAGGCAUAGAACAUUAUGACACAUGGCAGCCAUAAGAUUAGGUCAGCUGCUGACUGCUUGCCUAGAUGAAGUGGAAUGCUUUGUUUGAGAAAGGUGUAUGAAACUAGGGUAUUGCUGCCUAGCACAUAAAGCCAAUAUUUACUGAGUCGGGGCCCACCUCAAUGGUCCUAUUGACUGACUGAAGCCUUGCUCAUCACCAUAGUAAAGAAACAUAUUAUUUGCGUACUUUUGUAGUGGCAUUUCAGUGAGAGGGAAACUCUAAAAGGGCCAGUUUCCCGGACACAGAUUAGGCCUAGUUCUGGACUAAAAAGCACUGUAAUGGCAUUUCUCAAUUGAGCAUGCUUUUUAGUCCAGGGCCCGUGUUGAAAAGUGUCUGAGUAGGAAUGUUGAUCCAGGAUCAAACCCCCCCGUCCAUAUAAUCAUUAUGAUUUAAAAGGCAAAACUGAUCCUAUAUCAGCACUACUCUGAGACUUUUUGUGAAUAGAGGUCCAGGAGUAGGCUUAAAGCUGAUAUAGGGUGCUGGAAUAGGGUGCCAUUAGACACACUCCAGCUAUUUAACUUUUCAUGUUGAAAAACAAUAUCCCACUUACGUUGUUUUUUUGACGUGCGUUUGGUGCAAGUAACGUUUUGAGCGACCUGACUAAAUUCACAUAGAAAUGUGAGUUAUAGAUCUGUCAUUCUCAUUGAAAGCAAGUCUAAGAAGCUGUAGAUUUGUUCUAUGUGCACUAUUUCUAUGCUUCCCAUUCUUCAGUUUCAUUUUUGCAUCUUUUACUUUCGGUUUUGUACACCAGCUGAAAAUAAAAACAAUUGGUUAAUGAAAAUAUAUUUCACAGCGGUUUAGAUUGUACAAUGAUUCUCUACACUAUACUUGCUUGUUUUGUCACAUAAACAGAAAUUAGGGGACUAUUAGAAUUUGAGCAACCAGAAAAUGGCAGAGCGAUUUCUGCAUAGUGAAUCUUUAAAGGGAUACUUCGGGAUUUUGACAAUGAAGCCCUUUAUCUGCUUCCCCAGAGUCCGAUGAACACAUGGAAACCAUUUGUAUGUCUCUGCAUCCAGUAUGAAGGAAGUUAGAGGUAGGUUUGCAAGCCAAUGCUAACUAGCAUGCUAGCAGUUACCAAAGACUUCCAGUCAUUGUGCUAACGCUAGUUAGUGAUUGAGCUAACACUAGUUAGUAACUUAUUUCAAACUGCACGCAGAGACCUAUAAAUGGUAUCCACGAGUUCGUCUGACUCUGGGGAAGUAGAUAAAGGGCUUCAUUGCCAAAAUCCUGAAGUAUCCCUUUAACCUGAGUCCAGGAAACCAGCCCUAAUAAUGUACUACACUGGUGUUCCUCAGGUGCUGCCCAUGGUCAAGGUGCUGCGGCAUGGGGGACUUUCGGCCGCGGACAGUGUGGCUGGGCCACCCAGAGAAGAGGGAGCAGAGGUACCCCCGGAAUGUCAUUAACAACCAGAAGUACAACUUCUUCACCUUCCUCCCAGGGGUGAGUGUCAGGGACUCCGGGUCAACCAAGCAACCGUAAUUUGCUCCUCAUACACAACACAACAAGCCUGAAUUAGUUUAGUGGCAAAGUGGAGUAAGUACUUAGUGAGCAGUAGGGCUGACCCCAUAGAUUCAGAUAUAACAAAUAGUUGGUUGGUGGACUCUUAUUCUAAUCAAAUGAGCAGUCAUGUUAGCCUGUGUUGUGUAGCCUAUGUGCCUCUAGUUCACAGGAGGUUGGUGGAACCUUAAUUGGGGAGGACGGGCUUGUGGUAAUGGCUGGAGCGGAAUAAGUGUAAUGUUAUCAAACACAUGGUUUCUAUGUGUUUGAUGCCAUUCCAUUCGCUUAGUUCCAGACAUUAUGAUGAGCCGUCCUCCCCUCAGCAGCCUCUACUGCUCUAGUUGCUUAGUCUCUUUAUUGUUUUCUCAUUACAAGUGGAGCGAAACCACUGCAAAAAUACUAAGGAGCGUUUUUGUUUCACUUUCAGAUUUUCAGAGCCUAAUUUUCAUAUGAAUUAGCUUUUCAGACAUUUGCUAGUCUUAAAACAUUGUGCCUUUUUUGGAUAUGAGGUCGCGCAUUAAAAGUAGUCCAGAUUUGUUUGGAAUAACAAAAGCAAAGACCAGUCCUUUUUUGCAUUGCAAAUUAUGAUAAUAUCUAUUUACUUUAGAUGAUGUCAUGAAAUUUAUAGAUAUGGAGGUCAAAGUCUCAAAUAAACACAUUAUUGUUGUUGUAUGCUGUCACUUGUCAGUAGUUGAGGAAAUGUCUCACGGUAGCAUUGAGAGAACAUAAGCUUUCCCUUUGUACUAAUCUUGCACAUUGGUGGUAAUGAAAUUCAGCCAAGGUGUAGUGUGACUGUUAAAUCUAUACUUGACUGUGGGUGGCACUGAAAAAGUUAAUGUCCAUCUGUGUUAAGACAUACAUUAUAUAUACAAAACUAUGUGGACAGCCCUUAAAAUUAGUGGAUUCGGCUAUUUCAGCCACACCUGUUGCUGACAGGUGUAUAAUAUUGAGCACACAGCCAUGCAAUCUCCAUAUACAAACAUUGGCAGUAGAAUGGCCUUACUGAAGAGCUCAGUGACUUUCAAUGUGGCACCGUCAUAGGAUGCCACCUUUCCAACAAGUCAGUUCGUCAUAUCUCUGUAAGUGCUGUUAUUGUGAAGUGGAAACGUCUAGGAGCAACAACGGCUCAGCCGCGAAGUUGUAGGCCACACAAGCUCACAGAAUGGGACCACUGAGUGCUGUAGCGCGUACAAAUCGUCUCUCCUCGGUUGCAACACUCACUACCAAGUUCCAAACUGCCUCUGGAAGCAACGUCAGCACAAUAUGUGUUUGUCGGGAGCUUCAUGAAAUGGGUUUCCAUGGCCAAGCAGCCGCACACAAACCUAAGAUCACCAUGCGCAAUGCCAAGCCUCGGCUGGAGUGGUGUAAAGCUCACCGCCAUUGGACUCUGGAGCAGUGGAAACGUGUUCUCUGAAGUGAUGAAUCACGCUUCACCAUCUGGCAGUCCGACGGACCAAUCGGAGUUUGGCGGAUGCCUGGAGAAUGCUACCACCAAAUGUAAACUUUGGUGGAGGAGGAAUAAUGGUCUCUGGCUGUUUUUCAUGGUUCGGCUAGGCUCCUUAGUUCCAGUGAAGGGAAAUAUUAACGCUACAGCAUACAAUGACAUUGUAGAAGAUUCUGUGCUUCCAUCUUUGUGGCAACAGUUUGGGGAAGGCCAUUUCCUGUUUCAGCAUGACAAUGCCCCCCGUGCACAAAGCAAGGUCCAUACAGAAAUGGUUUGUCGAGAUCAGUGUGGAAGAACUUGACUGGCCUGCACAGAGCCCUGACCUCAACCCCAUCGAACACCUUUGGGAUGAAUUGGAACACCGACUGCGAGCCAGGCCUAAUCGCCCAACAUCAGUAUCUGACCUCACUAAUGCUCUUGUGGCUGAAUGAAAGCAAGUCCCCGCGGCAAUGUUCCAAUCUAGUGGAAAGCCUUCCAAGAAGAGUGGAGGCUGUUAUAGCAGCAAAGGGGGGACCAACUCCAUAUUAAUGCCCAUGAUUUUGCAAUGAGAUGUUCGACGAGCAGGUGUCCACAUACUUCUGGUCAUGUAGUGUAUCAUAUAGAAUGUAUUUGUGUGUGGAUAUGUAUGUGGAACCAUAUGGCAAGCAACAAAAUAACAAUCACACAAUUGCAAACUAUAAGCUUAUUUUAGUCUUCAGUUUUUGUGCCUAAUGAACAUGACCCUGAUUAACACAUCAUGCAUAUAUUUCUAGACUCCUAUAGUGUAAAGACACAUUGAUGAUUGGUUCUUGUGUUCAUGCGAAAUCAUAUUGUUCAUUUGUGUGUUUUCAGGUGCUGUUUAAUCAGUUCAAGUACUUCUUCAACUUCUACUUUCUGCUCCUGGCAUGCUCUCAGUUUGUCAAUGAGCUCAGGCUAGGUGCUCUGUACACCUACUGGGUUCCUUUGGUAAGCAGCGUUUUUUAAAUGUCAAGUCAUGUAGCAUUACGUUUUCACGUGAUCCACUACUCACUUGCUAAUAAUACAAUAUUGUUUAACUGGGUUUGUCUUAUUUUUGCUUUUCAGGGAUUUGUUUUGAUCAUAACCAUCAUGAGAGAAGCAGUUGAAGAGAUCCGAUGUUAUUGUCGAGACAAAGAAGUAAAUUCACAGAUAUAUAGCAAGCUCUCAACAAGAGGUAAGGAUUUGUUUUCAGUCAUUGCACACAAUAUGGAGACUGAACAAUAACAUAAAUACCAUCAACAAAACGUCCAAAGUAACCACUCAUACAAAUCAAAACCACCAAGUUUUCUGAUGCACCCAUUCAGAUUAAUGUAAAUGCCUAGUUGAAUUUGAAUAGUGGGUGUCUCCAGUUAACUGUAUGAAGGUUGGUCGUGUCCUGUUUAAACUGGGAGGGGAGUGAUGCCUAAUUCAAAGCAGAGAUGUAAAAGUGUACACGUAAGAGGGCUUGGAAUAAAGUGCUACCAGCAAUAAAAACCAAGAGACCUCUUGUGGUUUCCAUCACUUUUCCCCUUUGAUCUGGCAGCUUGUUUUACUCAUAAACACAAUUAAUGGUUGCUUCCAUGAUAGUGCCCCCAGUGACUUGCUGCAUGGGGUCUGGGGAAUGAGAGCCAAUGGCAUGAGAUGCCUGUAGAUUGUUGUUCUGCUCUGACUGAUCAAGUACUUUGUCAAAAGCAAAAACAAACUGUUGUUUACCCAGGAUUUUUGUUUCAUCCUGUAUAAUUGCAGUAUUCAUCAUUUAAAGUAGAUCAUUCUUAAUUUAUGUUUAGGAUUUUGAUUUCAGACUGAUUAUUACAGAAAUGUAUUGGGACGUUUUUUUAAAUAUUGAUAAGCUGCCCUCCAUCAGAUAUUUGUAAAUAGCAAGCUAGCCUACAGUUUAAUUAUCUUUGUGAAACAGAACAGUUUUUAGAGUCCCAUAAACCUAAAUGCAUAGCAAAAUUAAUGUCCUUUAAUGUCUUACAUAUGCAAAAACAUGAGGUCACAGCAAAGGUCAUGGGUCAGUGACCCCCUCCAAACUAUUUUUGCCUGUUCAUUCCAAAUGGAAUGGAAGAAAAGGCUCUCCCAACAUGCUUUCAGAUCUAGGCCUACAUGGAAAAUUACUUUCCCAAAAUUUAGCGGAAGGAAAUCUAUAACAGCAGUUGUCCACAUUUGCUAGGCAACCAGGAGGAGACAGUUGGACAUAAACAAUACAAUUUAAAGUAUUUCUGUAUGUAGGGCCAUGAGAAGAGAAGUAGGGAGUCUGAAGAGUAGGGUUUUAACUACUGUGUCUUUGAAUGACGUUAAUGAUACCAGGAUGUCUCACUACCAUAGAUCCUGUUUGAGCUAUGUGAACAUUUACAUGGACGUUUUAGAUUUUUACUUGUUUGGGUCAUUUUUCUCUAUUCCUCCCCUUCUAAGAGGAAUGGAAUGUCCAUAAAACAACGUACAGUGAGGGAAAAAAGUAUUUGAUCCCCUGCUGAUUUUGUAAGUUUGCCCACUGACAAAUAAAUAAUCAGUCUAUAAUUUUAAUGGUAGGUUUAUUUGUACAGUGAGAGACAACAACAAAAAAAUCCAGAAAACCGCAUGUCAAAAAUGUUAUAAAUUGAUUUGCAUUUUAAUGAGGGAAAUAAGUAUUUGACCCCCUCUCAAUCAGAAAGAUUUAUGGCUCCCAGGUGUCUUUGAUACAGGUAACGAGCUGAGAUUAGGAGCACACUCUUUAAGGGAGUGCUCCUAAUCUCAGUUGUUUUUAGCAGACACUCUUAUCCAGAGCGACUUACAGUUAGUGAGUGCAUACAUUAUUUUUUAAUUUUUCAUACUGGCCCCCCGUGGGAAUCGAACCCACAACCCUGGCGUUGCAAACGCCAUGCUCUAUCAACUGAGCUACAUCCCUGUAUAAAAGACACCUGUCCACAGAAGCAAUCGAUCAAUCAGAUUCCAAACUCUCCACCAUGGCCAAGACCAAAGAGCUCUCCAAGGAUGUCAGAGACAAGAUUGUAGACCUACACAAGGCUGGAAUGGGCUACAAGACCAUCGCCAAGCAGCUUGGUGAGAAGGUGACAAUGGAAGAAACACAAAAGAACUGUCAAUCUCCCUCGGCCUGGGACUCCAUGCAAGAUCUCACCUCGUGGAGUUGCAAUGAUCAUGAGAACGGUGAGGAAUCAGCCCAGAACUACACGGGAGGAUCUUGUCAAUGAUCUCAAGGCAGCUGGGACCAUAGUCACCAAGCAAACAAUUGGUAACGCACUACGCCGUGAAGGACUGAAAUCCUGCAGCGCCCGCAAGAUCCCCCUGCUCAAAAAAGCACAUAUACAUGCCCGUCUGAAGUUUGCCAAUGAACAUCUGAAUGAUUCAGAGGAGAACUGGGUGAAAGUGUUGUGGUCAGAUGAGACCAAAAUGGAGCUCUUUGGCAGCAACUCAACUCGCCGUGUUUGGAGGAGGAGGAAUGCUGCCUAUGACCCCAAGAACACCAUCCCCACCGUCAAACAUGGAGGUGGAAACAUUAUGCUUUGGGGGUGUUUUUCUGCUAAGGGGACAGGACAACUUCACCGCAUCAAAGGGACGAUGGACGGGGCCAUGUACCGUCAAGUCUUGGGUGAGAACCUCCUUCCCUCAGCCAGGGCAUUGAAAAUGGGUCGUGGAUGGGUAUUCCAGCAUGACAAUGACCCAAAACACACGGCCAAGGCAACAAAGGAGUGGCUCAAGAAGAAGCACAUUAAGGUCCUGGAGUGGCCUAGCCAGUCUCCAGACCUUAAUCCCAUAGAAAAUCUGUGGAGGGAGCUGAAGGUUCGAGUUGCCAAACAUCAUCCUUGAAACCUUAAUGACUUGGAGAAGAUCUGCAAAGAGGAGUGGAACAAAAUCCCUCCUGAGAUGUGUGCAAACCUGGUGGCCAACUACAAGAAACGUCUGACCUCUGUGAUUGCCAACAAGGGUUUUGCCACCAAAUACUAAGUCAUGUUUUGCAGAGGGGUCAAAUACUUAUUUCCCUCAUUAAAAUGCAAAUCAAUUUAUAACAUUUUUGACAUGCGUUUUUCUGGAUUUUUUUGUUGUUAUUCUGUGUCUCCUGUUCAAAUAAACCUACCAUUAAAAUUAUAGACUGAUAAUUGAUUUGUCAGUGGGCAAACUUACAAAAUCAGCAGGGGAUCAAAUACUUUUUUCCCUCACUGUAUACACAUAUCUGUUCAUCCUUUGUUUGGUCUAUACGAUUAUGAUUAUCAAAAUGAAUUUGGGCACCUCAACUCAACAUUCUGCAAUCUAAAAAUACUUAUUGAAUAUUAAUUUUACAUUUGUUUUUAUUUCAGGCACUGUGAAGGUGAAAAGCAGUGGCAUUCAAGUUGGAGACCUUAUAAUCGUGGACAAGGUUUGUAUCACUUCAUAGAUUUCGCCUCAACUGCAUCAAUGAAUUAGGCCUACUACUUACCGUCAAGUUGCUAUUUAUAUGACAAAGACUAAUGACGGCCUGUUAAUCUGCUGCGCUAGACUGGUGACUUGAGGUGAAAGGAGUUAGUAAAGAUUUUGUAAUCUUGUGAUCAAUGCUGCUGAGCUUGAGUAUGUCAAACUCAAUGCAGAUGUAACUGACGCAAACUUGAAAUGCUCUUAAUUGGAUCAGAAAACCCCAAAUUAUGUGACAUUUUGAUUAUUGAUGCCAUUGACAAAAAAAAUGUAGGCUAAACUUGUAGGAUAUAGACAACCCAUAAAAUACCAAUAAAGUCUUAUCAGAUAGUUGCACUUAAAAAUACAUUAAGUUAAUUUGGCAUAUCCAUGUAGGAAAGUUAAAACAAAGCAAUCAAUUGGGAUACUAUUGAUGCCAUUUGUGAGGCUAAUUUGAAUGUCACAACACUGGUAACAUUAUGCUGUUGCUGUUAAAAGUAUGUUAAGUAAUUCUAACAGACUUCCCAAUCUGUUUGGCCAGUUGCCUCAUCAUCUUUUUUGCUGGCUAUUGUAGAAAGAGUAGAUUCUGGGAGUCUUUGUACAUGAAAUAUGAGACGGGAGUCCUCAGCUACCAACUGGCCACUUCUUUCUGAAAGGUUCAGUUAAACACAGCUGAAGGACAGGUCAUGUUCUCUAUACAUUUGAUAUAUUUUAUCCAUGACUGAGAGACAUUCAAAGUAAAUCAAACUCUGAAUUGUUGUUAUGAUCUUCAGAUAUGAAAUUUGUUAAAAUAUCAAAAUAUAUAACAUUCCAAAUUUGUACCGCCGCAUGGAUCUGAAGUGCCACAGUAAAUCUUUAUUAAACCCAUCGACCACUUAAAAUAAUCCAUGUCCAGCUCAAUGUUUUGAAGUCUGUCAACUUAAAUAGCAUUGAGAAUUAAUCUUCCAAUAACUCUUACCAGGACUCAGUCACAGUGAAGUCUAGGUCAAACAGAGGGUAAAGCACGGUCAGGCUCCCAGUUAGGGUAAGUAAGGCUGGAUGAUUUGCUGCAGGGCUUAUUAUUAUGACUAGCUGAAUGCAGGUAAUGUACAUUAAAGGCAAAAGUCUGAACGUCUACAGUUAGAGAAGGAGGAGGAGGGGGGUUAUAACAGGAUGCAAGUUGAAGUCAUGUUUUUCUUCUCUGUCUUUUCUUUGUAGAACCAGCGAGUUCCUGCUGACAUGAUCUUCUUAAGGACCUCUGAAAGAAACGGUAAACAUCUGCUGGUCAUUCAUCCAAAUCUCCAAAACAAGAUAGUUGGGGAAAUGGCAUGUUUAAAACGGGUGGUGAGGUGAAGGGAUUAGUCUAGAACUAGUUUUUUUUUUUUUUUGGGGGGGGGGGGGGGGGGGGGGGGGGGGGGUUGCUUCCUUUUUGUUUCCAUUUAAGUUGAAUGGUGAUGACGGGGUGUGGUAGAAGAAGCAUGGGCCAUUUAUUUUCCCUAAGAUCUCGAUUGACCAUUUUUGUCUUUCAAAUUACAAGUUGCAUCCUAAGGAAAAUCACCAAGAUAUGCAAAGUGUAGAAUAGAAAGAACAUAUCAAAUGCAAAGAGAAGAUGGGGGAAUCAAGGUACAAAGAUGGAGCCUAAUCUGAAUAAACAAAUGUGGAAUUGAAUGAGAUUUGGAAGAGUGAUGACAGAAACACAAUGAAUUGCUCCCAUGCAAAACAAUGCUGUCUCCGACAGGCUUAUUGUCUUGUACACAACAAAUACAGCACCGCCCCCUCGAUAACUAGCAGCGGUUGGGAUCCAUUGAAAAUGUGCAGUAAAACACCAUAACCUUACACUUUUAUCAUUUUGAUUUGGAGUAACACAAACUAAAUGAAGCAUACUUGGUUGUGCUUUUCGAUGAAAAAAACACAUUUCUUUUACUGGAAAGAGUGGUUGGUUGGUUAUCUCUAUAACACAUGGAGGCCAUUAUGUCAAUUAUGAAGGGCCUAGCUAUGCUCAGUGUUCUCAGCUACAGACAGGCAGGCAGGAUGACGCAGGGCGGGCUGAGGUUUGGGGGCUGGGUUACUGGAGGCUGUGGGGGAUGAGGGCUGGGUCGGCAUGGAUGCCUCUACUUGUUGAUCCCCAGAGUAAUGUGCAGUUGGGCACAAUUCAUAUAUGAACACUAUUUUGUAAUAAGAUGACCUUUGUCAUUCGGUAAGAUAUGUUUAUGUUGAAAGAUAGAGGGAACAAAGGAUGCACCAAAUAAAAUAAGGCCAGAAGUUGAAGCAAGUUACAAAAUUGAUAGGGUAAGACAUAUUUACGUUUUUAUUUUAGAUAUACAGAAAUAAGUUAUUGGUACCAUAGAGACCCUAAAACUCUGAAUGCUUCUGCGGUCUCUAAAGCUUAUACAGUAGAGCCCCCUGGAGGUGUUUGUGACUCCAUUCUAGAUCAUCAGUUCUUCUCCUCCCUUAUCCCAGGCUCCUGCUUCCUGCGUACUGACCAGCUGGAUGGAGAGACGGACUGGAAACUACGCCUCCCAGUGGCCUGUACUCAGAGACUGCCCACUGCUGCUGUGAGUCACCAGACCAAAUGGCUGCUCUGCUAUAUCUGUAGUAGAGUGCAAAGUUGGCACUGCACUGACUACAGACAUUUUUAGUAAAGUAAUGCCACAUCUCAUGUUUUUUGGGGAUGUUCUUAGAAUUGUUAUCGGUUAUCAAGUGACCAUGUUGUGAUUGCUCCUCCAGGACCUUCUCCAGAUCAGAUCCUAUGUGUAUGCAGAGGAACCAAACAUUGACAUCCACAACUUUAUUGGCACUUUCACCAGGGUGAGUGUUUACCCGGACAAUUCUAUUUGACUUUUCUUGAAUAAGACCUGCUAAAUACUCACAUAAAGAUAAUUGCCACUAUAUCUAGUCAACUUUGAAGAAAGACUGCCUUCUGUUUUCGUAGAGUAAUGCCCCUUACUCUGUUUUUUGUGUCCUAUGUGCUGUGCUUUAGGAGGAUGGAGACCCUCCAGUCAACGAGAGUCUCAGUAUUGAGAAUACCCUGUGGGCCAGCACUGUCAUCGCCUCUGGUAAAUACCAACUCGCCCAGUAGUGUGCUCUGUCUCUCCACUGAAGCAGCUAAUAACAUGGAAGUAACUAGUACCAGCCCGCCCUCCAUCUCUCUCUCCCUCCCUCCAUCCCUAGAGCUGUGAUGAGGCAUUGCUUCCUCCACACUUGAUGUACUGAUGAUUUGUCCUCCUACACACACACACACACACCGGUGCAAUCAAACAUUUGGUCAUUUAGAAACAGUUCAGGGGCAGUUAACCAUAAGAGACAACGUUUUCCUAAAGGAAAAAAACACUACAUAGAGAUUCCAGAGUCUAACCUAUAUAACAAAUGGUAGUCAUUUGGCAAAUUGGCAGUCUGUCUCACGUAUUCCUACUGUCGUUAUAUAUUUCAAAAUAUGCUUGCUGCUAUAUGCUAUAUUACAUGUUAUGGUUUAUGAUUCCAGACUUAAAAGUCUCAGCCAAUUACUAUAAUGUUCUUUCUCUGUAGGCACUGUGGUGGGAGUAGUUAUCUACACAGGCAAGGAGCUCCGGAGUGUGAUGAACACCUCAAACCCAAGGCACAAGGUAUAUUAGUGUUAGCCACAGUAAAACACCCUGCACGUGGUCCUCUGUAGCUCAGCAGGUAGAGCACGGCGCGUGUAACGCCAAGGUAGUGGGUUCGAUCCCCGGGACCACCCAUACACAAAAUAAAUGUAUGCACGCAUGACUGUAAGUCGCUUUGGAUAAAAGCGUCUGCUAAAUGGCAUAUUAUUAUUAUUAUUAUUAUUAUUAUUAUUAUGGCGUUUUCCUUUAGUAGAUAAAGACAUGUACAUUAUCUGUAGGGUUAAUAGGUUAUCAUUUAAUCAUGUAAUUUCUUAGUAAAUACCCUAGUAAAUGCUGUACCAUAAAAUAAAGUGCUACCAAUAUUAGUAUAAUUUCUGUCAAUUUAUUUUCUGUAAUAUAGUAUUGAGACUGUUCUGAGAGUGUUUCAAAAAAGUUGUACUGCCUGAUGAUGUUCUCCUUGUGGUUCUUCUAGGUUGGCCUCUUUGACCUGGAAGUGAACUGUUUGACCAAGAUCCUGUUUGGGGCUCUGGUGGUGGUGUCUCUGGUCAUGGUGGCCCUCCAACACUUUGCCGGCCGUUGGUAUCUGCAGAUCUUCCGCUUCCUACUGCUUUUCUCUAACAUCGUCCCCAUCAGGUAGGAGUUUUAACUCACUUUCUAUCUAAUUUAAAUUAGAUAAUUUUAAAGCAAUUAAUAAGGUAAUAUGUAACCAUGUUGUUACACUUGUAAUAACUGAGCACAGUAAGUGUUACCAAAAGGUGGUAUUUUCAAUUGGGGUUUAUGUACAUCAACAUCUAUCCUUGCUUAUUUGUUUCUACAUAUGCUUAUGAAUAUGUUUGAUGGACAACCUAAAACCAUUGAUAUCCAAAAUAUGUAACUGGGAGUCUUGUUUUAAAUAAAUAAAAUGUGAACCUUGUGUCCAGCUUGCGUGUGAACCUGGACAUGGGCAAGAUGUGUUCAGCUGGAUGAUCAGAAGAGACUCUAAGAUCCCAGGUACUGUGGUCAGGGCCAGCACUAUACCUGAACAACUGGGACGUAUCUCCUACCUGCUCACUGACAAAACAGGUGAGUCUGCUACUUUUGUGGUUUAUAGACAUACAUAUGUAAUUACGGCCCGCCGGACUAUCAUGGCUAUGUGGCUGUGGACUCUGUAUUGAUCUUAUGAGGUGAGAGUGCUUCCAUAAACUGUCAGUUUAGUCAAUGAGUACGUUUACAUGCACACUAAUAAUUCGAUAUUAAACUGAUUAUGGCAGAAGGCAGAGUAUGGCAUUAGUCAUGUAAACAUCUUAUUCUGCUUAUCUUAAUCGGCAUAAGGUCAUAAUCGAAGUAAGCAUACGCGGAUUAAAGCACCUGGUUUUCUGAGAAGUCUUUCAAAUUAUUAGGGCAUGUAAACGGCUUAAUCGCGUUCCAGCUGUGUAUUUGAUCUGCGCAUGUGCCAGCACUGGUAGCGCAAGCCUCCAUCUUAUGCGCGAGUGAAGAGAGUUCGGAAAAACAGAAAAGUAUGCAUACAUUUAUACAUUUACAUUUACAUCAUUUAGCAGACGCUCUUAUCCAGAGCGACUUGCAGUUAGUGAGUGCAUACAUUAUUUUUUAAUUUUCAUACUGGCCCCCCGUGGGAAUCAAACCCACAACCCUGGCGUUGCAAACGCCAUGCUCUACCAACUGAGCUACAUCCCUGCCGGGCAUUCCCUCCCCUACCCUGGACGACGCUGGGCCAAUUGUGCGCCGCCCCAUGGGUCUCCCGGUCGCGGCCGGCUACGACAGAGCCUGGAUUCGAACCAGGAUCUCUAGUGGCACAGCUAGCACUGCGCCACUCGGGAGGUGAUGCAUCUUAGAAAUAGUUUUCACAUACAAACUUUAUAUGUUCAAACUCAGAAUCAAAUAGUCUUCGCCAGGGUUGGUGAGUAAUGGAUUACAUGUAACGGAUUACAGUACAUCUGUAACUGUAAUCCGUUACGUUACAUGCAAAAAUAUUGUAAACAGAUUACAGAUACUUUUGAAAAACGAGAUACUUUGACAUUCAGAAAGGAUGUUUGCACAAUUUUUUUUGGACACCUUUCUGUUUUCUCAAUGAUGUUCAAAUCAGCAUUAAAAAAAGGCACAAGUUUAAGUUUGUUGUGCCUUUGUUGAGUCAGAGACCACUGAUGGCACACCAAAUGUGUUUGAUGGAUCGUGGGAAAAGAGCAGGAAUAGGCUUUUGUAGGCUACAGUCCAACCUAUGUCUUCCAAUGGUGCGACUGCUGUUGGCAUCCAAAGAUUAUCGAACUUGAUUAAACGCUUGGAGGUAAGGACGACAGCAGUGGUGUAGCCUACGGGUGACACGGAUAUCACUUAAGCCUAUUAUAGGCUACAUAGCGCAUUAAUGUGAAUCACACUGCUGCUCUCUCAUUUAGCUAUUUGCGCCUUACGGAUUGUGGUUGUUGUGGAUGGCUGUUCACAAAUGUAUAUGUGUAUUCUAACCCAAUAAUGGUUGAAUUGUAGAAGUUUAAGCUGCCUAUUAAUGAUUGUUUUUGAGACCAGAGGUGUAUUCAUUACGGAAACCGUUUACCGUUUAAGAACCAAGCGGAAGCAAACAGAGCAAAACAAGACUUUCUAUUUGACAAAUUCUGGUAGGUCCCUCCCCGUUUCGUUCCAUUUGCUUCCGUUUAAGAAACAUUUUGCAACAGAAUCGGUGUAGUGAAUAAGGGGGGACCUACCAGAAUUUGUCCAAUAGAAACUCUGAUUAUAAUUGUUUUACCAUAGGCCGAACAGACACAUGCUCAACUCGUGCACUUUUCGUAGACAAACAGCUGCAAAUUAUCCAGAUAUCAAAGUGUCACCAACAAAAACUUAAACAAUAGGCCUAUAGCAAAUGCAGCAUAUGGAAUACAUUUUUAAAAUGCAAAUAGCACUUUUUGGUAGUGCUCAAAGCAUGCCAUUCCGAGAGCAGCAUUUAUUUUUCAACUCGAAGCAAGGUUGAUGUUUAUUGGUCCUUGAGGCAGAACUGAGUGAUUUCCGCUAGAUGGGCCAGCUUCAAAGUCAAAAUGCGCUAUAUUGUAAAAAUGUAUGAAAACAAAAAUGUAUUUUUUGGUCUUUAUUUAAUGUUCGGGUUAGGCAUUAGGGUUAGCAGUGUGUUUAAGGUUAGGUUUAAAAUCAGAUUUAAUGACUUUGUGGCUGUGCCAGCUACUAACCUAAAAGUAACUGAAAGUAAUCAGAUUACAUUACUGAGUUUGGGAAAUGCAAAAGUUAUGUUACUGAUUACAAUUUUGGACGGGCAACUAGUAACUGUAAGGAAUAACAUUUAGAACCUAAACCUACCCAACCCUGGUCUUCGCAAAAAUAACAUGGUCACUGUGGUAGAACGUGUAUUUUUAUUGCCGAUUUUCUGCAUUUAUCAAAAGGCCCAUCAGUAGCCUGAUUUCAGAUGUGUCCAUGUAAACAGGAUUAUUAGGGAAAUCGUUCUUCUUGCAAAGCAUGUAAACGUUUUAAACAAACUAUUAUAUGAAUCUGACUAUCCACAAUAAUCAUAUUAUUGUGUGCAUGUAACUGUCCUCAAUAUCACAUCAGACGUAACUGUGGUAUAAAACAUGAGUGUAGUAUUUAAUGUUUGCAUAAAACAACUUAAUGUUGUAGUGCACAGGAAGAGUAUAGUGGCUACAUAAUGAGAAUGCCAAAUGUAUGUAUCUUGCUUUAGUGGUCAGAAGAGGAAAUUGACCCAACAUCUUAGUCUGUUGUAUGUGAGAUGAUAGUGUUGAAGAUGUGCUAAGGUUGUGUCCAGUAUGACAUUGCUAGGGCUGACCCGUCCCUAGGGCUUUGGGCUGUGUGCGACUCUCAGAGACAUGCUAAUUAUUGUAGCUUUAAAUCAAAACGGGCCUGAAGUCUCCUGUCUCUACACACUCCUUACAGCUAAAAUACACUUUCACGCAUGCAUGCACACACGCACACACACACCCUCAGGAACUGGCCUGUACCCCUCUUCAAUUUACGACCCUGACCGCCAAUAAAAUUAUACUGGAUUUUCCCACAUAGUGAUCAGGGCGAUAGGGGUCAAAGGUCAGUCUAAUGUAUGUGCUGUAGGGGCCUCUCCGGUCAUCCUGAAAUACUACCUACAGAGAGAGGGGCUUUUAAAGUGAGUGUCAGGACAGCCAGGACACUGAAAGCAUGGAAAUGGUGUCAGGAGCAGCGACUUAGUAAACUGUUUAAAAAUCAAAGUUUAAAUUAUUAUAAUCAUUUUAACACCAACACUAUCAUGUGGCUUCCAGCACUUCUGACACCAAUGAGUAUAACCCCACUUUCAGUAGAAAUGUUACAAAUAGAAUACAUUGUGGUUGUGUGUUUGAUUCAGGGACUCUCACCCAGAAUGAGAUGGUGUUCCGUCGCCUCCAUCUUGGAACGGUGGCCUAUGGAAUGGACUCCAUGGAUGAGGUGCAGAGCCACGUGUUCAGUGCUUACACACAGGUAAACAAUAACCAACACCACCAACCAUAUAGAGUAAGGCUGUCCCCGACAACAACAAAAAAACUUGCUCGUCCGAAAGUCGUCUGUUCUUUCGACCAAAUUUUUUAACAUGUAUUUUUCCAUAUAUAGACACACCCUAUGUGUUUUAAUAAAAUCAACUAUAUGCAUUGAGCUUGUCUGAUGCUUUAAGCUUACUGUUUGAUGAAGUAAGACGCAAAUGACUCGAGGGAGCCAGAGAUCUAGAGGAAGAAAAAAAACCUUAACCUGACCCAACCAUUUUCCUCCUGCUCCUGCUGGUUUUCGCAGAUUCGGCCAUUACUCUCCUGAAGUUGGCGGUAAUAGGCUACACAAGGAGUUGGCAACCUUUCUCAUGUAAAAUGCCAAUUUAUCUUACCAUUUCUUCCGAUCAUAUGCAAAUUUUCGUGGAACAGUUUCAUUUCAUUUAUAAUAACGUCUUCAUAUUUGAAAAUCAUUGUCAUGUGGUUAAUCAAAAUUCUAUUCAAAUCUAAAUGAAAAUGAUACAAACCUAAAAAGUAACUUCUAUUGCCUUUGCCAACUAUGUAAAAACACUACAUAAUGCCAACAGAUAAAAACAUUGCAGCCUGUAGGUAGAAAAUAUCCUGAAAAAAAAAUACAAUCCUAUAAAUCACAUUGGCUACGCAUGGCCUCUCUGCAAAAAACUUGAACAUUUUUAUCAACGAUUAACUUGGGUCCAGCCCGAAGCUUGCUCUAGCGACAUUGUAUUAAAUAUUCUGGGCCCUCAGAGUUUCCUGUGCCAGUGAGCUCGUGACACAGCUGUAGGCUAUUUGCGCAAGGGAUAAGAAGCAGUGCUUGACGUGGGAAGGAGUUCACCGGAGCUGAGUACCGGCACCUCAAAUUAUCUACUGCUUGAGCUCCUGUUCCUCUUAUAGAAUAUUAGUUCAAACGUAUUGUGGAGCUCCUGCACCUAAAUGUAAACAGAACCAGCACCCAAAAUGAGUACCAGAACCUAUUUCAGUCCAAGUCAAGCACUGAUAAGAAGUAAUAAGGUAGGCCUAUUUUAUUACGUUUCCACUGGAUCAGAGUAUGACAUGUUUCCCUUUCAUGCUGAGUGGUUAUCGAAAGUGAGAGAGCUGGAAAGAUUUUUCAAAUAGCCUACAUUGAGGAACUAUUGUCAUUCUCAGUGGAUGUAAAAACAGACUUUAUUUGCUUGCUUUUUGAGGUGAAGAAAACAUUACUUUGAGAAGCUCCACAGCUCAUUAGUGGUGGCAGAAGUAAGGGCAUUCAUACUUCUUGCGCUUCGCGGAGCAGUGCAGAGCUGUUGUAAAGGAAGUUGUCAAGGAAGUGAGUUUGUGUUUAUACAGGAUGUACCGCCCCCACCUACCGUCAACCAAUUAUGUCAAUGCGGAGCUAUACAGAGCCCUCCACAUUGCGGUACGGAGCUCGAUAUGGCCUCUGCAUGCCUCUAGAGGCUCCGGAAUUGCGGCACACCAUCCAUAUGGAGCCUCCAAUGUGGUCAGAUCAAGCAUAAUUUGGCUUUUAGUCUCUGCAAUAGAUUAGUUCACUGAGAUGGGUGCAAAUAUAUUUAUAUUUGCUACUGCUCGACUAAAAUAAUCUUGGUCGACCAACAGCCUAUCGACCAAACAAUCGACCAGUCGAAUAAUUGGGGUCAGCACUAAUAUAGAGAUAGUUGUGGCACACAUAGAAUGUAAUUGACAGAAACGGCAAUGGCCAAACUCUCUAUGUAGACCUAUGGCUCUGCAUCAGUCCAUAUGGGCUGUGUGUAACGAAUGGAUCACUAAUCGGUAGGACAGUCGAUGCUUGAAAUUCUGUGUCAAAACAAGUAACAAAAACCCUUGUCUUAGGGGCAUAUUGUUUUAGCAACAUAUCAUUUAUAUGAUUAUUGUUUGGCUGAAUGCUUCCCGACCAAUAAUGACAGUUUUUGUCCCUUUGACACCAGAGGUUAGUGGAGCAGGAAACCGGAUUAGCCACUAGCCCCAGAGCCCACUAACAGUGACCGGCCCUAGUUUAAUGGCGCCACCAUUAACCCCUGUGGAAACAUGACGCCUGGCCUAAAAAUAACCGCAGCAAGAUACUAAUGCUGAUUGUUCAUACUGUCACACCCUGGCUCUGGGGACUCUAUAUGUUGAGCCAGGGUGUGUAGUUUCUAUGUGUUUGUGUUCUGUGUUGUAGUUCUAGUUGUUUCAUUUCUAUGUUGGCCAGUGUGGUUCUCAAUCAGACGCAACGAGUGUCAGCUGGUGCUGGUUGUCUCUGAUUGGGAACCACAUUUAAACAGGCUGUUUUCCCACAGUUGUUGUGGGAUCUUGUUCCUUUUGGUUUGUUCCGUGUUGGUUGUAUUAGACCUAGGACGUCACGUUAUCGUUUAUUUGUUUUGUUCGUGUUAUCACUUUUGAUAAUAAAGUAUGUUCGCUCAUCACGCUGCGCCUUGGUCCAUUCCGUUCAACGAUCGUGACAGAAGAUCCCACCAUACCAGGACCAAGCAGCGUGUCCAGGAGCAGGCGGCCUGGACAUGGGAGGAAGCGCCGGGAAAGGAGCUGGAGAGGUUGGCGAUGGCCCAGGUGGGCCAAUUGUGGUCCUGGGAGGACAUGCUCGGGGGAAAAGGGCCAUGGGCUAAGGUUAAGGCCCUGGCGAGAGAGGACGAGAGGCAACCCCAGAAAAUUUUUAGGGGGGGGGCACACGGCAUGGGCGAAUGGGCAGCAGGAGACUGCCACAGGGCGAGAUGGGAGAUUAGGAGAGGAGGCCACCGGGUUUGGGGGGCCAGAAGGCAGGUUGGCGGAGCCUGGAUGGAGAGCAGAGCCAACUCCCCGUACUCAGGCAUGGCAGCAUGAGACUGGGCAGGUUCCGGGGUAUGCGGAGCUGCGUACUGUGCCACGAGUGGUCCGGCAUAGUCCGGUACGUCCUGUGCGAUCACCCCGCACGUGUCGUGCGAAGGUGGGCAUGCAGCCAGGACGGAGUGUGCCGGCUCAGCGCUCGUGGUCUCCAGUGCCUCUCCUCGGUCCCGGAUAUCCUGCGCCAGUGUCACGUGCUGUUAUGCCAGUACGGGUACACAGCCCUGUACGUCCUGUGCUGAUGACUCACACAGAGUGUGUGAAGGUAGGCAUUCAGCCAGGACGGGUUGUGGCAGCUCUUCACUCCAGGCCUCCUAUCCGUCUCCACAGCCCGGCCCGGCCCGGCCUGUUCCUGCUCCUCGCACCAAGCCUCCGGUGCGCAUCGCCAGCCCAGCCCGGCCUGUUCCUGCCACUCGCACCAAGCCUACGGUGCGCGUCGCCAGCCCGGCCCGGCCUGUUCCUGCCACUCGCACCAAGCCUACGGUGCGCGUCGCCAGCCCGGCCCGGCCUGUUCCUGCCACUCGCACCAAGCCUACGGUGCGCGUCGCCAGCCCGGCCCGGCCUGUUCCUGCCACUCGCACCAAGCCUACGGUGCGCGUCGCCAGCCCGGCCCGGCCUGUUCCUGCCACUCGCACCAAGCCUACGGUGCGCGUCGCCAGCCCGGCCCGGCCUGUUCCUGCCACUCGCACCAAGCCUACGGUGCGCGUCGCCAGCCCGGCCCGGUCUGUUCCUGCCACUCGCACCAAGCCAGGGGUGCGAGUCGUCAGCCCGGUAAGGCCCGUUCCUGCUCCACGCACCAAGCCAGGGGUGCGCAUCGUCAGCCCGGUACGGCCCGUUCCGGCUCCACGCACCAAGCCAGGGGUGCGCGUCGUCAGCCCGGUCCGGCCCGUUCCUGCUCCACGCACCAAGCCAGGGGUGCGCGUCGUCAGCCCGGUCCGGCCCGUUCCUGCUCCACGCACCAAGCCAGGGGUGCGCGUCGUCAGCCCGGUCCGGCCCGUUGCUGCUCCACGCACCAAGCCAGGGGUGCGCGUCGUCAGCCCGGUCCGGCCCGUUGCUGCUCCACGCACCAAGCCAGGGGUGCGCGUCGUCAGCCCGGUCCGGCCCGUUGCUGCUCCACGCACCAAGCCAGGGGUGCGCGUCGUCAGCCCGGUCCGGCCCGUUCCUGCUCCACGCACCAAGCCAGGGGUGCGCGUCGUCAGCCCGGUCCGGCCCGUUCCUGCUCCACGCACCAAGCCAGGGGUGCGAGUCGUCAGCCCGGCACAACCCAUGCCUGGGUCACCGGUGCCUGGUCAGGUACCGGUCAGCUGCUCCACACCGGAGCUUAAGCAAUCCGCUCCUACGAUGUCCAGUCCAGCUCCAGCCAGCGGGGCCAGACCGGACCAGGGGCGCUACGGGGGGAUUAUUGGAGGGUGGUGGGCAAGCCCGGAGCCGGAACCGCCUCCGAGGAGGAAUGACCACCCAGCCCUCCCCUGUUUGGUUUAUGUUGAGGCGCGGUCGCAGUCCGCGCCUUUGGGGGGGGGUACUGUCACACCCUGGCUCUGGGGACUCUAUAUGUUGAGCCAGGGUGUGUAGUUUCUAUGUGUUUGUGUUCUGUGUUGUAGUUCUAGUUGUUUCAUUUCUAUGUUGGCCAGUGUGGUUCUCAAUCAGAGGCAACGAGUGUCAGCUGGUGCUGGUUGCCUCUGAUUGGGAACCACAUUUAAACAGGCUGUUUUCCCACAGUUGUUGUGGGAUCUUGUUCCUUUUGGUUUGUUCCGUGUUGGUUGUAUUAGACCUAGGACGUCACGUUAUCGUUUAUUUGUUUUGUUCAUGUUAUCACUUUUGAUAAUAAAGUAUGUUCGCUCAUCACGCUGCGCCUUGGUCCAUUCCAUUCAACGAUCGUGACACAUACAGUUGAAGUCGGAACUUUACAUACACUUAGGUUGGAGUCAUUAAAACUCGUUUUUCAACCACUCCACAAAUUUCUUGUUAACAAACUAUAGUUUUGGCAAGUCGGUUAGGACAUCUACUUUGUGCAUGACACAAGCGAUUUUUCCAACAAUUGUUUACAGACAGAUUAUUUAACUUAUAAUUCACUGUAUCACAAUUCCAGUGGGUCAGAAGUUUACAUACACUAAGUUGACUGUGCCUUUAAACAGCUUGGAAAAUUCCAGAAAAUGAUGUCAUGGCUUUAGAAGCUUCUGAUUGACAUCAUUUGAGUCAAUUGGAGGUGUACCUGUGGAUGUAUUUCAAGGCCUACCUUCAAACUCAGUGCCUCUUUGCUUGACAUCAUGGGGAAAAUCUAAAGAAAUCAGCCAAGACCUCAGAAAAUAAAUUGUAGACAUCCACAAGUCUGGUUCAUCCUUGGGAGCAAUUUCCAAAUGCCUGAAGGUACCACGUUCAUCUGUACAAACAAUAGUACACAAGUUUAAACACCAUGGGACCACGCAGCCGUCAUACCGCUCAGGAAGGAGAUGCGUUCUGUCUCCUAGAGAUUAACGUACUUUGGUGCGAAAAGUGCAAAUCAAUCCCAGAACAACAGCAAAGGACCUUGUGAAGAUGCUGGAGGAAACGGGUACAAAAGUAUCCAUAUCCACAGUAAAACGAGUCCUAUAUCGACAUAACCUGAAAGGCCGCUCAGCAAGGAAGAAGCCACUGCUCAAAAACCGCCAUAAAAAAGCCAGACUACGGUUUGCAACUGCACAUGGGGACAAAGAUCGUACUUUUUGGAGAAAUGUCCUCUGGUCUGAUGAAACAAAAAUAGAACUGUUUGUCCAUAAUGACCAUCGUUAUGUUUGGAGGAAAAAGGGGUAUGCUUGCAAGCCGAAGAACACCAUCCCAACCGUGGAACACGGGGGUGGCAGCAUCAUGCUGUGGGGAUGCUUUGCUGCAGGAGGGACUGGUGCACUUCACAAAAUAGAUGCCAUCAUGAGGAAGGAAAAUUAUGUGGAUAUAUUGAAGCAACAUCUCAAGACAUCAGUCAGGAAGUUAAAGCUUGGUCGCAAAUGGGUCUUCCAAAUGGACAAUGACCCCAAGCAUAUUUCCAAAGUUGUGGCAAAAUGGCUUAAGGACAACAAAGUCAAGGUAUUGGAGUGGCCAUCACAAAGCCCUGACCUCAAUCAUAUAGAAGAUUUGUGGGCAGAACUGAAAAAGCGUGUGCGAGUAAGGAGGCCUACAAACCUGACUCAGUUACACCAGCUCUGUCAGGAGGAAUUGGCCAAAAUUCACCCAACUUAUUGUGGGAAGCUUGUGGAAGGCUGCUCGAAACAUUUGACCCAAGUUAAACAAUUUAAAGGCAAUGCUACCAAAUACUAAUUGAGUUUAUGUAAACUUCUGACCCACUGGGAAUGUGAUGAAAGAAAUAAAAGCUAUUAUUCUGACAUUUCACAUUCUUAAAAUAAAGUGGUGAUCCUAACUGACCUAAGACAGGUAAUGUUUACUAGGAUUAAAUGUCAGGAAUUGUGAAAAACUGAGUUUAAAUGUAUUUGGCUAAGGUGUAUGUAAACUUCCGACUUCAACUGUAUUUCUUCUUUCUUCACACAUCUGGUUGUGUUUACUUGCCGUCGGUGUCUCUGUGGAUGGUAUGAAUGUAUAGGGAAGGGUUAGUCAAAUGGCUUUGUGUGGUAGUCAUUUUAGAACUGAGUCAGUUCAGAGAAGUGUUAUUUCUUUAGCACUACAAAACACAUAUUUCGUAUACUUUGACUAGGUUACCAUAGUGAUAAGACAGCUCACAGGCACAUGUAGAUCCAUGUUUUUCCCACAAAUAAUGUGUUUAUCUGAUGACUGUUUGCAGUGGUGUAAAGUACAUGAAAGUACUACUUAAGUCGUUUUUUGGGGUAUCUGUGCUUUACUAUUUAUAUUUUUGACAACUUUUACUUUUACUUCACUACAUUCCUACAGAAAAUAAUGUACUUUAAUCCAUACAUUUUCCCUGACAUCCAAAAGUACUCGUUACAUUUCUUAUACUUAUUAGCAUGACAGGAAAAUGGUCUAAUUCACACACUUAUCAAGAGAACAUCCCUGGUCAUCCCUACUGCCGCUGAUCUGGCGGACUUAUUAAACACAAAUGCUUUGUUUGUAAAGGAUGUCUGAGUGUUGGAGUGUGCCCCUGGCUGUCCAUAAAUUUUAAAAAACAAGAAAACCAUGCCGCCUGGUUUGCUUAAAAUAAGGAAUAUGAAAUUAUUUAACUUUUGAUACGUAAGAAUAUUUUAGCAAUUACAUUGACUUUUGAUACUAUAUUUAAAACAAAAUACUGUGAGUGUUUUACUGGAUGACUUUCACUUUUACUUGAGUUAUUUUCUAUUAAGGUAUCUUUACUUUUACUCAAGUAUGACAAUUGGGUACUUUUUCCACCACUGACUGUUUGUCAAUCAAUGAAUAGCUGGGAAAAAAGUUAGGUUUAACUAAACGCUCUACCAAUGAUUGAAAACCUUGCAGGUAGAUAGAUGCUUAUAAUCCAACUCCAACUCAGUUGGCUAACUUUUCUUUUGUAUACCUUCCUCCCCACAGCCCUCUCACGACGUUCCAGCAUCCAGAGCUCCGGCAGCCACUAAGGUUCGUAAGACCAUCAGCAGCCGUGUGCAUGAGGCAGUGAAGGCCAUCGCCUUGGUGCACUGUGUGACGCCCGUGUACGAGGCCAACGGCGUGACGGACCAGGCCGAGGCGGAGCAGCACUAUGAGGACACCUGCAGAGUUUACCAGGCCGCCAGCCCAGAUGAGGUACACAACGGCUCACCCUCAAUACUAGACAUAGCUGUCCAUAAACACAGCAACCGGAGGUAGUUAGUAUUUUGCUCUGCGCAGUUAUAAUAUACUCCUUCGUUAAAAAUAGACCCACAUAUACCAAAAUAGCCUGUGAGUUGUCUACUCAACAGCCUCAGAAAUUUUAAGGGGAAUUGUCACUACGCCAUUACAGUAGGUAUGGUGACAGUAGAAUAAUGGAAUCCAGAUUAAAAGAUGGAGAGAGUCACUUCAAAUGGUUUUGCAGUUUGAACCCUUAUCGGUCCAUGCAGUGGACUACCUGCUACCCUUGAAGGAAACCUUGAGGAGACAAAUUACAUUCCACAUGUACCUAGCUGUGUCCUGGAUCACUAGGAAUCCUUUGAACUCCAGGAAAAAGGCUGAGGGGGAAUUCAGCUUGAUCCAUUUCCUGCAGUGUAAAUACGGAUUUCCUUAAUGUGCUCCCCAGUCCAUUGGGCUUACCCUAUCCACCCUUUGAAUCUCCUACCUUCACUGUAGAUACUUUGAUAUGGCCCACAGAUGUUGCUUUGUAGAGAGUUGAGGCCUAGUGUAUACUCAACUUCAUGCAAUACGAGCAUUGUUUUCCAGAAAUUGAAUUGUGGGUAACAUUUCUCAUAGGUUACAAUAUCAGUCAAUGUGUAGUUAUUUCCUUUCUUGAUUGAAUGUUUUUGCUGUUGUUACUAUAGGUAUAUUUUAUCAGCUUGAUAUGAUCUAGACUCAAAUUCAGUUUGUUUUCCAAUGGCUUCUCAGGAAGUCUUUAUAUAGAUAUGGUGUUGGCUGCCAGUUGAAGUGGUCACAAUGCCAGUGACAGUUGAAUGUGUGGUUUUUGGUAGGAAUCCAUUCACAAGCCAUUUAUCUAACUUGUUUUGUUGUGUUGGAUGUGAUACCUGUUUGCCAGACAUGAACUCGUUUUUUUUUUGUUGAUAAAAUCAAAAUGAAGAGUCCUGGUUGUUGUGUGGAGUAAUUUUUCCACAGCUUAUGCUUUUACAUCUGCUUAUUUAGUAUAUCAUACAUAUUAUGUCUAACAUAUUGAUUGUGAUAUCUACUCAAGAGAAGUGUGUUCCUAUAACAAAAAGCCAGAAGAGUAUCAAGUAUUUCUUGACGGUUCCACUUCCAAGCAGGACCAAUAAGAACUUUAGUUUAUGCCAAGCUGUGGUUUUGACUCCAGCCAUUUGCCAGUAGCAGGCCCAGACAUUCCCCUUACCAAGUGGGGCUGUUGUGGUGGAGGCUGGUUUACUGCAUGCCUCCACAGUGAAUGUAGCCUUCUAAUGUUACCAUGACUAAGUCAAACUCCUCAUUCUCCCCAACUUGUAUUACAUUUACAUUUUAGUCAUUUAGCAGACGCUCUUAUCCAGAGUGACUUACAGUUAGUGAGUGCAUACAUUUUUCAUACUGGCCCCCCGUGGGAAUCGAACCCACAACCCUGGCGUUGCAAGCGCCAUGCUCUACCAACUGAGCUACAGGAGGCCUGUAUGACAUAGUUUCUACUUCUGUUGCGCUUCUUGAUACACCAGCAAGCAAUGCCAAUGCAAACGACCAGGACAGGGAUCAGUAAAACCCACCACAGUUCAUCCCCAGGAUGUCCAUAUUGAUCACCAGCUCCAGUGAAGUCUGAACCAUUCACAGUAGUUGGCGCGAUGCCGAUGACAGUGCAAUCUUUUUUAAUCCUGAUGUUUCGAAACCAACAAGAUAGUCAGAGCUGUGUUGAUGUUUAUGGAGUUCAGAUCAGGGCCAAGCAUAGCCUCAGGCCAAAUAUUAGCAUAAAAUAAGGAUUAUUUGUUAGCUGGAGGAGCCUUGGUUUGGGACUGGACUCUGGGUGUUUAGGGGCCAACUGAUGCCUCGUUCUGUCCAUCUGAGAUCUACACUGAGUUUACCAAACAUAAGGAACACCUUCCCCCCUUUUGCCUUCAGAACAGCCUCAAUUCAUCGGGGCAUGGACUCUACAACGUGUCGAAAGCAUUCCACAGGGAUGCUGGCCCAUGUUGACUCCAAUGCUUCCCACAGUUGUGUCAAGUUGGCUGGAUGUCCUCUGAGUGGUGGACCAUUCUUGAUACACACAGGAAACUGUUGAGUGUGAAAAAUCCAGCAGUGUUGCAGUUCUUGACAUAAACCGGUGUGCCUGGCACCUACUACCAUACACCGUUCAAAGGCACUUCAAUCUUUUGUCUUGCCCAUUCACCCUCUGAAUGGCACACAUACACAAUCCAUGUAUCAAUUGUCUCAAGGCUUAAAAAUCCUUCUUUAACCUGUCUCCUCCCCUUCAUCUACACUGAUUGAAGUGGAUUUAACAAGUGACAUCAAUAAGGGAUCAUAUCUUUCACCUGGAUUUAUUUACCUGGUCAGUCUAUGUCAUGGAAAGAGCAUGUGUUCUUAAUGUUUUGUACACUGUUAGAGACCUGUCAGUGUAGGCAUGAGGGAUGAAUUGUGUUUUUGAUCUUGUGCUAAUAUCUGGUGGUCUGGAAGUUAUGGGGCAAUAAUAACUUCUGACCCUCCGGAAAUGAUUCCUUCAAUGAUUCUAAAUGUCAUCUGGCUUUAUCGUCAUGUGUCCUUCAAAAGAAACCAGAAAGAACAUGCAGCAUGUGGCUUUUAAAAUGAUUAUCUUCCUAGUUUGUCAAUCAAUUUAUCAAUCAAUUUUCUUUGAGUGCAGAAAAUGCUUUUAUAAUUGAUUUGAGCAGAAGUAGAACUGUGCUCUUUGCUCAGUUUAAUAUUUCCUGCUUAUUGCUAUUUCCUGUGAAAAGGUACAUCAUGUUAAAAUGGUCCAGUCUCCAUUUACCUCACCAACGGAUCUAUUUUUAUAACCACCCAUUCACCAAACUGUCUCCUCUGCCUUGCCUUGCUAGGUGUCGCUGGUGCAGUGGACUGAGAGUGUUGGACUGACCCUGGUCGGACGGGACCACAACUCCAUGCAGCUGAGGACUCCUAGUGGACAGAUCCUGAACUUCACCAUCCUGCAGAUAUUCCCCUUCACCUAUGAGAGCAAGCGGAUGGGAAUCAUAGUUCGAGUGAGUGCUGCUGACUGGGAAAUGAAUUUGGUUUGAAAAUGCAAAUUUGAGUCAUUCAUUUACAAUUGCCAGAGGUGUUUGCAUUCCUGAGGUCAACUAAUGUAUUGUGGAAGAUGAUUUGUAUUUUGCUUGAUUGCCAGCCAACUGUUAGUGUUUGGACGUAACUGCUCUUUUGAAAGAUCGAUUCUAUAGCUGAAACCAGUGGGGCCAACUGGUUGGGGCCAACUGCUCUUUUGAAAGAUACAUUUUAUGGCUUUUGAACCUGGGCAUUGAUCCAGUGAUCCAUCAAGACGAAGACUGAUCUGAGAAAGACUUUACCCGGCUAUGAACCCUAUGACUAAGUCUCUGUGCUGUCUGCAUGACUAACUAUUGUUGUUGGCUUGGAUAGACAUGGUAUAACUCUACUUCAGGAAGCAUGGGAUUGAACUUGGGUUCCUCGAGAAAAUAUUUUCAAACACGUCUGAGACCCCUUGUGAUCAUCAACACCAAAAUAAGUUUCCCUUUCUAAACAACCAACCGACAAUAAUAAACUCAUAUUUUAUGUGCAUCCCUACACAAGUGCUGAGAGUCAGGGGGAAACCCCGGAGUGCACCUUAUUGAUUGAUGUGAAUGUUUUUCUUCUAUUUUGUUUGUCAAGCAUGGAAUUAAGGUAAUGACAGUGAAUGGUCUGUUUUACAGGAUGAGUCUACGGGAGAGAUUAGCUUCUACAUGAAGGGUGCAGAUGUGGUGAUGGCUGGCAUCGUCCAGUAUAACGAUUGGCUGGAAGAAGAGGUAUGUUUUCCUUCCUCUAGUCUAGAACAAGUCAUUUUAGUUUGAAUAAAAGACCACCAUGAUUUUUAUAUAUCGUGUUGCGGUCAUCUAUAGCGGUAGCUGUCAAUUUACCCUUUUUAUUGGGAUGGUUCAGAGACGUUGUGUAUGUUUUGAACAUUUUGUUCUGAUAUUAAUAUUUUGGUGAUGCUUUUGCUCUUUCUUCCAGUGUGGAAAUAUGGCCAGGGAAGGUCUGAGGGUCCUGGUUGUUUCUAAGAAGUCUCUAACAGAGGAACAGUACCAAGACUUUGAGGUUAGUAGCAUUCCCUCUCUGUCUUUGAAUGAGCUUAAAUGUAACUGUCAUCACGUUGAUCCAUAGGGUAUGGGACUUAAUGGUAGGGACUGUGCCAUAACCAAAGCCAACAGAAGGAGGAUGUUGUUUAGAUGGAGAAUGAAUUGACUGUCCUGAGUAACCAAGCCCACCGUCAGCGACCUUGACAUUUCAGUGUUUCAUAUCCAUUUGGCAAACUCAUUAGUGAGACUGAAGCCCAGGGUAUCCAUCUUGGUUUAAGUUGGCUUCUGUAUGCACAUCCACAUAGCAGGUCAAAAGGACUCAGUAGGUUAAUUCCUACAUGGUAUUGGUUUUAUUAUGACAGGGUCAUAAACAGAAGGGGAAUUCAUUUUGAUUUCUGAGAAUGUAAGAUGAUACCGGGUGUGUUAUAGCAGUUAUAACAACAUUCAUUGUUAACUUUUACUAGUUGAUGCAACUCUCUCUUCUUGUGUUGUUGUGCCCCAGUUAAUCAUUGUGUUGGUUACCACUCCUCACAAUCUCGAGGAGAUUUCAGUCAAAUAAUUUUUUGUAGGAUGAUAAUAUACACUGAGUGUACAAAACAGACUGACCAGGUGAAUCCAGGUGAAAGCUAUGAUCUCUUAUUGAUGUCACUUGUUAAAUCCACUUCAAUCAGUAUAGAUGAAGGGGAGGAGACAGGUUAAAGAAGGAUUUUUAAGCCUUGAUUCAAUUGAGACAUGGAUUGUGUAUGUGUGCCAGCCAGUCAUAGGGUGAAUGGGCAAGACAAAAUAUGUAAGUGCCUUUGAACGGGUUAUGGUAGUAGGUGCCAGGCACACUGGUUUGAGUGUGUCAAGAACUGCAACGCUGUUGGGUUUUCCACGCUCAACAGUUUCCCGUGUGUAUCAAGAAUGGUCCACCACCCAAAGGACAUCCAGCCGACUUGACACAACUGUGGGAAGCAUUGGAGUCGACAUGGGCCAGCAUCCCUGUGGAACGCUUUCAACACCUUGUAGAGUCCAUGCCCCGACGAAUUCAGGCUGUUCUGAGGGCAAAAGGGGGUGCAACUCAAUAUUAUGAAGGUGUAACUAAUGUUUUGUACACUCAAUUUAUAACUAAUUCAUUUAUAUUCCUCAACAAAGCACGCACUGUACAGGUUUUGUCAUGUCCUUCCUUAGGACUCCCGAGUGGCGCAGCGGUCUAAGGCACUGUAUCUCAGUGCUUGAGGCGUCACUACAGACCCCUUGGUUCGAUUCCAGGCUGUAUCACAACCGGCUGUGAUUGGUAGUCCCAUAGGGCAGCGCACAAUUGGCCCAGCGUCGUCCGGGUUUGGCCGGUGUAGGCCGUCAUUGUAAAUAAGAAUUUGUUCUUAACUGACUUGCCUAGUUAAAUAAAAGUAAAAUAAAAAAAAUGUCCUGAAUAUCAACCUAGUACCUGCCAACAACAACAAAUACAAAAACAAAAUAGUUUCCACAGAUACUUUCACCAUUGUUCUUCAAAUGUCAGUGUGUUGUUUGGUGCUCAGAUCACACACACACACACACACAUUCUCAGGGCGAGCAGGGCAGUCAGUGUUUCCCAUGCAGCCCCAGCCCCAUUGCGGGAGUGUAUAAUUUUGUGAGCUGGCUGGUGGGCGGUGGUGACUCACUAUCUAAGUGACUCACACACAGAGUUUGUGUUCCUGAGUGAGUCACUCAGAUAGUUUUUGCUUUAUCUCACUCUGAAAAUUGCCUUCUGAGCUGGAGACUGCUGGGCGUUUACUUGCUGAUCGAUGUUGUUGUUAUUCCUCUAACCACCCAGAACUUGUUACAUUUGAUGAAUUUGUAUGUCUGACAAUUGAUAAAUCAAUCUAGUUAAACUCCAACAUGCUAUAUUCACAUAUUUUAGGCAUCCAAUCCAAAUCUUUUCUCCAUAUUUCUCCCCUGUUACUUUCUUCACCCACAGGCCCGAUACAUCCAGGCCAAGCUGAGUGUGCACGACCGGUCUCUGAAGGUUGCCACAGUGAUCGAGAGCCUGGAGAUGGAGAUGGAGCUGCUAUGUCUGACGGGGGUAGAGGAUCAGCUUCAGGCUGAUGUACGGCCCACCCUGGAGAUCCUACGCAACGCAGGCAUCAAGGUCAGGGGGCAGGGGUCACCGGGGCAGGGGGAGACUGACGCAUAGCAACAACACUUAGCACUUCACUUCAAUACACUUUAUUUAUCCCUGGGCUUUGUGGCCUCUGUAGCUGUUGUUAUGUGUUGUGUCAUUGUUUGAAUGUGGAUAAUAAAAGUAAAACAUGUUAAUCACACAGAAAUGUCAUUUAAAAACUUUAUUACCUGUGUAGGUGUGGAUGUUAACUGGAGACAAGCUGGAAACAGCCACGUGCACGGCUAAGAACGCCCAUCUGGUGACCCGCAACCAGGACAUUCACAUCUUUAGAUCGGUGAGUGGAGAAGCAGUAGAGGGCAUUUUUCUGUUUAAUAACUGUAAUUUGAAUAUCAUAUUUAUUGUGGAUUAGAAUAAAUAGCUUUAGCAUAAAGAGUAAUUCCUAGUUCACAGGGCCAUCCACAGUUUCCUGUCUGCCCUGACCUUAUUGGGACAUCCAUCCUCUGUGUUGUGAAUGCCCAGAGCGGUGGUAAUGUAGUCCCCCAGCCCAGCCAAGAUCCGUUGGAUAACUGGCAGGCCCAACAAUAAAUACCUCACACAGGAAUAAGCAUCCAAUCCAAGCCAGUGUAAAACAGACCUGAGCUCUCCAGAUCUGGGUUCAAAUUCUAUUUGAAAUCAUUUAAUAUACUUUAGCUUUGGUUGAAUGAUCUUCCCUGUUGCAAUAUAACCAAUAGAUAGGUCCCAGAAGUACAAACCCUGCCAACCCGAUGCUCCAGGCAGGCUAAAGCAAACACUCGUAUUUGAACGAUUUCAAACAGUAUUUGAACCCAGGUCUGGAAACAGGCCGGUAAGAACCAGCUGAACCACUCCCUGGGGGAACACAAAGACAGAGAACCUAACUUCCUAAUUUGUUUUGCAGGCUUAGCUCUCAAACUCCACUAUUGCUUUGAUAGUCCUUUGACUUCCCUUUUGGCUGAUCUCCAGUUGCAGAAAAGGAGAGCUUGCCUGAUAUAGGAAUGUUAGGAGUUGUGUACAACAGUUGUUACUGGAAGAGGAUAACAAUGGCUGGCACAGCAUGAAAACAGUCCCCUUGCUUCUCCCAGCGGAGCAGGGCAGGGGCUGUGACUGUUGAGUGGUCCAAUAGCCAGGGCAUCUGCUAUUGGCUUCCUGGUUUGACACAAAUGGCACCUGGGUUGACGACUUGCCGUAUGAACAGGCAAUAGGAGAGGAAUAUAGCCAUACCAGUGCAGAACAUUGGUUGACAGAUUGAUGUCUUGUGGUCAUUUCCAGUUCCACAUUUCUGGUAUUUUGAGUCCACAUAUAAGUUUGACAGAGUUGCAGAAACAAUGGGAUGUUUUCUUGUUAAUGUGCCCUAUUGCAAUGUCAGCACAAUCAACCUCCAUAUUUGAUAAUAAAUAGUAGUCUAUAGAAACCCACAAAAUGAGCCAUGGUUGAGCUGGUUCAUGUCCUGGUUCUCCUUAUGGUUUUAUAACUUACUUUGGCAUUUCAAAUCACAUGUUCAACAGUUAUGGCUAUGGUUUGUAUGCUCAGUUGACAGUUGAUCAGUUCACCCUGAUGCUAAUCUGGAGUGUGGAUGACAGUUGCAGUCAGGAGAGCAGCUACUCCUACUGCUGUGGGUUAGAUAGCCAUCUGUAUGUCUGUGUGUCUGUGACCGUGAUGGUAAGCCCUGUACUGUCUGUGGUCCUAGGUGACGACGCGAGGAGAGGCCCAUCUGGAGCUCAACGCUUUCAGGAGGAAACACGACUGUGCUCUGGUCAUAUCAGGGGACUCACUGGAGGUAAGCUGAGCACCGUCCUCACUCUGAACAUUUGACCUUGUCUGUGUAAACCAAACCAAAGCACUGUUACUGAAGAGGCCUUUGGUGGUGGCUGUGGUAUUGGUAAGAGUCAGUCUAACAUGGGAAAAAGUCUCACUUGAAACACUUGAGAAACCUCAACUUGUUUUGAGUCUUAUCCAAUCACACUGCUGCAUUGUUUUGGGUCUCAAUUGACAACUUCCUACAUAAAUGUAGCAGACGUUGAGGAAGGAACCUAUAUCAUUGAUAAAGAUCCAGACAUAAGCUACAGUUGGUCAUUGGCCCCUGGCUUGUUGUUCAAACCUCCUUUGUCAUACUCUGCUUCUCCUGCAGGUGUGUCUGAAGUUCUAUGAGUAUGAGUUUAUGGAGCUGGCGUGUCAGUGUCCUGCGGUGGUGUGUUGUCGCUGCGCUCCGACCCAAAAGGCCCAGAUAGUCCGGCUGCUGCAGGAGCGCACAGGCAAACUCACCUGUGCUGUAGGUGAGUCUCCCCAGUGUCAGCCCCAAGCUUUUCUCUAUUGGGACAUUACAGAGUUACAGAGUUAACAAUUCAGCUCACUGAAACUCUCCAAUUACAUUUCACUGCAGGGUUACUGAUCUGUACGUUAAAGAUAUUGAAUGGUAUUGUUUUCAUGAUAUAAACUUGAUGAACAGUUUGCAGACGUCAGAUCGAGGGAGUCGCGCACACACACACACACACACACACACACACACACACACACACACACACACACACACACACACACACAGAGCCCUCUCUCUUGUGAGUCACAUUAACAGACGUAUUCCUCCUGACACCUCCACUGAUAUCUGUUUGUUUUCUCUUAGGGGACGGAGGAAACGAUGUCAGCAUGAUCCAGGAAGCCGACUGUGGCGUGGGAGUGGAGGGCAAAGUAAGAAUCUCUCUGUCCCUGUCGCCUUGAUGCUCUGCUUUCACUCACACACACACUCUCUCUCUGCCAUCGGAAUGUGUUGUGUGUUUCCUGAGAGUUGGCUUCCAUCUGGCCAGAGCAUCUUUUAACAUACAUUUGUCACUUGUUUAUGUAAUAUCAUGCACAGAUGAUUCCUUUUUGACUGUGUGAAAGCAUGUCAUGGGUGUAGAGGAAAUGAAUGUGACAGAGUGGUAUUGUCUUCUGUUCUGAUUGGGACUGCAUGAACUGUAGUGCUGACAGGUCAACCAUGCAGAGUUCCUACAUCAUUGACAGAUUGCUCCAGCAAAUACAGACAACAGCUCCACAUAAACUCAAUAGUUGGUAAUUAUUGGCAGAAAUAGGGAACUAUAUUUACUCAAAGUGGCAGUUUGGCAUUCCACUUUUCAGUUGAUCACUUAGUUUAAACUUUUCCUCUAAACUUUUGGACCAACUACUCUUUAUAUACACUCGUAAAAAGUGUUAUUCUGGUUAAAGAAGACCUUUGCUAACCUUUUGAAAAUGUAUCUUAUUUUCCACCACCAUGUUGUUCGUUGACAGGAAGGGAAGCAGGCAUCUCUGGCUGCAGACUUCUCUGUGACUCAGUUCAAGCACUUGGGCCGACUCCUCAUGGUCCACGGGCGAAACAGCUACAAGAGAUCCGCCGGCCUCUCCCAGUUUGUCAUCCACCGGAGCCUGUGCAUCAGCACCAUGCAGGUAGGCAGGACCAGGGUACCAAAGGGUGGAGCGGUUGUGGAGUGAGUCAGGAUACGGAGUGCCAGAAGCUUCUUUGUGAGCCUGCAGCACCAGCCCCAGAGCCCCAGUUCCAGUGGGCAGUGAGGGUACCUAGGGCCAGGCAUAGUGAGUUGGAGCAGAGUGGAGAGUGAGUCAGAGUAGGUGACCCCAGGAGCUCUUCUGGGAGGCCCCAGCCUUCAGUGUCAACCCCCAGCCUCAGCCCUUGUGAGUACCACAGCCCAAGCAUCCAGCCCCAGCUCUUCAGCCUGCUAGUCUGCCAGACCAAGGAAAAAGGGAAAGCCAUGUGAGUCACCAGGCCAUAGGCUCACUAGUUAGGGAGGCCCCCAUGUGUCUCGGAUUAACGCUGCCCACAACCACAGCUGUUAACUGUUUGGUAUAGGGCAUGAGCUGGCCCAGCUCUAUGCCUGGCUGCUGUUCCAACCAUGUAGCAUCAUACUAGUAUUCAGUGUUAGUCAGUGUUCUAAACUACGUAGUAGAAGUAGUGCCUCGACAGAGUGAUAAUACUAGGUUUACUACUUCACUUUUAUAACCUAUUCUUAGGGCUAUUACUUCAAUCAAUUAACUCAUUUUUAGAUUAAAGUAACGUGUAGAUAGUUUGGGCAAAUUGUGUCAAUGGUGUUGUGUAUUACAGUUCUCAAUACAAAGUUAAGCACACAAGUUUUACAUACAGUAAUGAUUACUCAUUCAUGAUCUCUUCUUCCUCCCCCAGGCUGUGUUCUCCUCUGUCUUCUACUUUGCCUCUGUACCCCUCUACCAAGGAUUCCUCAUUAUUGGGUGAGCUGAUCUUCACAAUGGCAUUUCAGCUAUGUGUUAGCUCCAUGUUUUGUUGAUAUUUAGAUUGUGUUGACGUAGUGUUGCUAUGAAACUACUAUGAGAUGACUUGAACCCUACUGACUCAUCAAAACCCUCUCUGUCCAGCCUUAGAAUGGAGGUCAGAGAACUGUACUGAAAUCUGUGACGAUUGAUAUUAGUAGCCACAUAACCAUACGUGAAGCUUCAAUCCUAAAGUAAACUAUUUUACAUUCUACAGUUAAUGUUCUAUGGCAGUUAAUGUCUGGUAAUGAGGUGCCUGAGAAAAUUCAUGUUCUUUUUGUAAAAAAAUAAAUAAUAGCAUUUCAAAUUCUCUACUAUCGUCUGCAAUCUGCAAAUACUUUUUGUGAAUGUUCUUUAUUUUAGCUACUCCACCAUCUACACCAUGUUCCCUGUGUUCUCCCUUGUGUUGGAUAAAGAUGUGCAGUCAGAAGUAGCCAUGCUCUAUCCUGAGUUAUAUAAGGAUCUCCUAAAGGUAAUUCAUGUCUUUAUUGGCUGUAUCAUUUGCAUUGUGUUAUAGCAGGCAAAAAUUGUUUUAAUACAUACUGCAUAAACUUCUCUUCACACUCGAGAAUACUUUACAAACACAUAUUUGCACAUAUUUCAGUUUUCAUUAAAUCUUUACUAGUUAUUGUGUGUGGAUUAAUUGUUCAAAUCGUUCUAUUAUUCCUCCUUUCAGGGUCGACCUCUGUCCUUUAAGACGUUUUUGAUAUGGGUACUAAUAAGUAUUUAUCAAGGUAAGUUGGUUGUGGAAAUAAUGAUACAUUAGGUAGCUUGAGUAUUUGUUGAUAUGCAUUCCUAUAGAUAGGGAUUUUGUUAUGUUUUGUUGUUGGAAAACAACUAAUCCCUUAGGCCUCUCUCACACAGUUACUACUUUAGAAACGGCCCUGCCCUGUGGUGGAGGAUCCAUGAUGCUCCCCACCAGCCCACACAUUUUCUUCUUAAUUGCUAGUAGUAGAGUUUAUUUAUGUCUGUGCGUUGUAAAUGUUAAAUAACCUAAGGUUGUUUUCCAACACAGGCCAUUUGUGUUGCAAAGGCGUUGCCAGAAUCAUCCAAAGCUACACCCCUAAACCUUUUGUCUACCGCUCAGUGCUCAAUCCCUACCUCCCACCUUUCCCUUUCCAAAUAGUUUGUUUGGCAGAAUAUUCCAGUUGAUGGAAGAUCCUUAGCCAUGAUCCUUUUUGAUUCUUAUUUGCCAUUGAGUGGGCCUGGUUUCUGUGUUUAAGGCCAUUGGUGGGUUGUUUGGUAUUUAUUCCAUUACAGUUUUCCACGGAGGCAAUGUUUUGUAUGCUUUUUUAAAAUAAUAAUAAUGAGAAAAAUAUUAUUUUAUUGUCAAAUGUAUACGAAUGUCUAACAGAAAAAUUACUUCUGUCUGGUCCUGACCCCUCCACAAUUUUUACUCAGUGAUGAGAAUGCUGCUGUAUUCAAUUCAUAACUAUGAUACAACCCAUGUUAGGUCUGUUGGUAUUAAUUACAUUUUCAAUCGCAGGAAGUGGGGUUUUACGUCCCGUUUUAAAGGUCACAUUAACAAUCAGAGAGGUUAUGGAAGUGUUAAAAAAAGAUGGAAAAGUGAAAAACUUCCUUUUCCUCUUCCUGACAUGGGAAACUGUGAGAAAUCUUGACAUCGAUUCCCUUAUUUUUUUAAUGCAAAAUAUAUACAUCUGGUUGUACUGUGUUGAAAACUUUCUUAGUUGUAUUUCAAUUGUCCAUUGCUCUUGAUAAGAUAACAGAAUAAGCAGAGCCAAGGUUCAUGUUGAACAUUACAGUUACAGGUGUUGUAUCUAAUUUUGUCACUCUGUCGCAGAGAAUUUUCUUGUGCCGCAUGAAUUCAAAUGAGCCUUGUGAUUUACAUACAUUUACUGAAAACCCGUAGUUAUCAUUUCUCUCACUAGAUCUAACACCUAAACUAUAUCCUACUGUAGCCUAUCAAACCGAAUUUCCCGGUAGUUAUCACUUUAUUUUUAUUUUUUAUAAUCAAAUCCUCCUGCUGCAGGAGUCAUUUUACUCCUGUGAGAAACUGGUCAAAUUAUGAUCCAACAUAUUUAGCCACUCAAUCAGCUUUUUAAUGGCUCCAAAGUGUCUGCCGGUUGUUUGAUUUAUUGAUUGAUUGAUUUCAUUUAUUCGACAAUUAACAAACAUAUAUACAGCUACACACCAAUGCAAUGGCAGUGCUCUUGACAUUGUGCUGCCUGUUCUCUGUGCUCCUUAGGCAGUAUCAUCAUGUAUGGGGCAUUGCUGCUGUUUGAGUCAGAGUUUGUCCACAUCGUGGCCAUCUCCUUCACCUCACUGAUCCUCACUGAGCUGCUGAUGGUGGCGCUCACCAUCCAGACAUGGCACUGGCUCAUGAUCGUAGCCGAGCUCCUCAGUCUGGCCUGCUACAUCGCUUCGCUCGUCUUCCUGCACGAAUUCAUAGGUGCGUAAACAUGCAUACUGUGCUCAAACAUGCACACACACACACACACAGACUCUUCAGCGUAGCCUGUUACGUUGCCUUGCUCGUCUUCCUGCACAAGUUCAUAGGUGGGUAAACGCUCAUGCGUACACCCCCACACUUUUAAUGGCCAAAGAAUUCCUAUGUCUGGAAUUUUGAUACUGAUGAAGCAAAAUAAUGCAGCCACAAUUGUAUUUACCUGUACUCAGUGAUAGAUUGAUUGUAAUGGGCUUUCCCAGAGUCCCUGCCCUUGGAUUCUUACGUCAGCAUUCAGUGAUGACAGGGUCUUCUCCAUGUAUACAGUGCCUCUGGUGUCCAGUUAGCCCUGGGCUGGCUGGGACCUGGAAUGUACUGCCAGUAGGAAGUCCUGCUAAAGGUGAAUAAAGUAACAAAUAGUACCAGAGGAGCGCAGCCAGCCACCGGCAUGCUAGAGUGUUGAAGUGGAAAUGCCAAAGUCUCAUGUUAGUUUCCUGCUUCAGCUACCACACACACACUGGCCAAGGUCUUUGUGUUUAUGACCAAACAGAGGCUGUAGCUCAGAAACUACUGUACCACAUGUCGAACAUCACACUCUGCUUUCUAUAUAAUUUUAUAAAGCUAUAAUUGAGUGUUUUAUUUAUGCAAACCGUGGUUUGUCACUUAAAAAGCCUAAGGUUUUGUUUACACAGGCAGCUUAAUUCAGAUAUUUUGCCAAUUAUUUGCAUAUCUGAUACCUUUCUGAUAUUUUCCCUAAUGUGUAAAUAGUGAAAAACCACAUGGAAUCUGAUCUUUUGACUUCCGAUUUACACCACCUCCAUAUGUGGAUCUGAAUCCUGAUACAAACCCGAUCCUCUGUCUGGCACUCGGAUAAGAUUUUUUUGCUCAAGUGUUGUUGUUUUUUUGGACAUGAGCUGUUGUUACCAUGACAACCACCCCAAAUGUAAAGGAACAGUGACAUGAAAUGAGCAUUGCAUUUGUGUGCUACUUCAGAGGCUACAUCUGUGUGAAUGCGCAAAUCUGAUAUGGGUCACAUGUAAAACUGAGUGUGGACAGUCAGAAAAAAAUAUUUUGAUAUAGAAAGAAAAUCAGAUUUGGGUUCUUAGGCUGGCUGUGUACAAAUGCAGUAGUUGCAUAGAUUCCAAUAAUUUACUCCACAGUCUCUAUUUGCUUUUUCCAAAUGCUAUUUUAGACCUUUUUGUGGGGUGUGAAGGUCAAUUUCAGACCACUGAGCAUUAUGACUUGAACGUGGUCAAAAGUGCCCUUCUCAUCCUUCUCUAUCGUAAAAGAGAGGCCAUUUUAACUUUUAACGUCACAAGUGACACCAAAGGUACAUUAUGUCCUUGAAUGGAACAGCUUGAAUGCAAGUCAGUUACAUGGCAAGCCAUUUCCCUCAUCUGCCAUAUAUAUUUAGAUGCUAGGUCUCCCCCCUAGUCACUAAAUGAACUGAGUAGUGGCAACUGAAAUACAAACAGUAGUCAUACUAACCUGAUUACAUUAAGUCAUACAUACUCAAUUCCUCAUAUAUAAAACAUCUUUGCUUAAAUGACCCACCAUCCUGCCCUCUCUUUCCUUGGCUGUUUCUAGAUGUAUAUUUCAUCGCCACGCUGUCGUUCCUGUGGAAGGUGACGGUCAUCACCCUGGUGAGCUGUCUACCCCUCUACAUCCUCAAGUACCUGCGCAGACGCUUCUCACCGCCCAACUACUCCAAGCUCACCUCCUAG
Molecule: messenger RNA, 39668 nt
Organism: Coregonus sp. 'balchen'
Lineage: Eukaryota; Metazoa; Chordata; Actinopteri; Salmoniformes; Salmonidae
Source: the annotation of a GenBank genome assembly